ACGGUUACGACGCGCCCCCGACUUAAUUUCUCCAGCGCAUACAGUCGCUCUCACUCGCUCAGAUUAGACUAUAAACUCACACCUUUACAUUUUCCCUCUCCUUUAUGUCCCAAUUAUUACACUCCUAAUCAUGCCUUCUAACAAAUCCCUCCACCUUCUCAUCCUCUUCUUCCUCUCCGUCGUCACCACCACCGUGCAUUCCCGUCCGUUCAUAUCCUCUCUCUCCUCCGAUCUGAAUCUAAUCUCCGAUGGACUGGCCCACACCAACCGAACCACUCCCCCCACGUACAUCCACCUGCGCCACGUCGCGGCGGAGGAGGCAGCUUGUGAACAGAGCUACGGAUUCAUGCCGUGUACGACGACGGUGCUGGGGAACAUGUUUCUGAUUGUGGUGUAUGGAUAUCUGAUGUUUUUAGCUGCUACUUAUUUGUCUAAUGGCAGUGAGCUUUUGCUUGAGAUUUUGGGGCCUGGAAUUGUUGGCGGCUUGUUUCUUCCUAUGCUUGGCGCUCUUCCUGAUGCCAUGCUUAUUCUCGUAUCCGGACUUUCUGGAAGUGCAGAAACAGCUCAAAGCCAGGUCUCUGUUGGAAUGGGUUUGCUAGCUGGGUCAACUGUGAUGCUACUUACCUUCAUCUGGGGAACUUGUGUUGUUGUUGGUAAAUGCGACAUCCGGGAGGAAGAUUCUAUUGCUAUAAGUGGACGGGAUACCAGGGGUUUCAGCUUAACUGGUUCUGGUGUUAGUACUGAUAUUUGGACUUCUUAUGCUGCAAGUAUAAUGAUUAUAUCUGUUCUCCCAUUUCUUGUGGUUCAACUACCACAGCUCCUUGACUCAACUUCAGGAAGACACUUGGCGGUUUUGAUUGCACUUAUUUUAUCUGUAUCAAUGUUGAUUUCUUAUUGCCUUUAUCAGGUCUUUCAGCCAUGGAUACAGAGGAGGCGGCUUGCUUUUGUAAAACACAAACAUGUAAUAUCAGGAAUUUUGAAGCAUUUAAGUGGUUUGGGGAAGUUCCUAACUGAUGAUGGCCAACCUAAUAAAGCUGUGAUGCAAAAGCUAUUUAAUGCUAUUGAUGAGAAUAAAGAUGGUAAACUAUCUGUUACCGAAUUAAAAGCACUGAUAUUAGGAAUUCGGUUUGAAGAGAUAGACUUCGAUCGGGAUGAUGCUGUGGAUAAAGUGAUGAAAGAUUUUGAUGCAUCUCUGGAUAAUAGUGUUGAUUUGGAAGAGUUUGAAAAUGGUAUCAUUAAAUGGAUUGAAGAGGCAAGGCGAUCAGCGGCAGCCUCAACUGAAUUCAUACAUGAUUUUCAUUUGCAAACAAAGAGAGAACAUACUUUGUUGGGGUCUGAGGAACGAGUGGAGGAACAAAGUGAUGAAGUUGUAGAGGGCGUUGUAAACCCCAAAUGGAUCUCCUUCAAAGCAGUGUUGAUGUUGUUAUUUGGAACCAUGAUUGCAGCUGUAUUUGCAGAACCAUUGGUGGAUGCUGUCGAUAAUUUUUCUGCUGCAACAAGUAUUCCUACUUUCUUCAUCUCAUUUAUUGCACUGCCCUUGGCUACCAACUCUAGUGAAGCUGUGUCAGCAAUCAUCUUUGCUACUCGAAAGACACUUAGAACUGCUUCAUUAACAUUUUCAGAGCUAUAUGGAGCCGUGACCAUGAAUAACCUUCUCUGCCUUUCAGUAUUCCUGGCCAUUGUUUAUGCCAGAGGGUUAACAUGGAACUUCUCAUCGGAAGUUUUGGUUAUCUUUAUAGUGUGUAUCGUGAUGGGUAUUUUCGCCAGUUUCCGCUCCACCUUUCCUCUUUGGACAUCUUCAUUAGCUUACUUCCUCUAUCCCUUCUCAUUGGCAUUGGUCUAUGUUCUUGAUUAUGUUUUCGGUUGGUCAUAGACUAAUGAAUUUUAGCUACUUGGAGGAGACGGGCUAUUUAUUCUUACAUGUGUGGAAAUAUUACAAUCGAACUCUGCAUAAAUUUUUCGAGGUCUAGUAUGUUUCUCUAUUGUUUUUUCUUUAAUAUAUUAGCGUCUAUGUUGCAAGGGAACUUGUCGCUAUGUUUUGACGUUUUGUUUGCACAUGUUAAAAUAUUCUGAAAUUCUGAGACUUUAUUUAUGUAACUUAUUCUCGUAAAAAAUGUUGUUUCCCAUUUUUCA
Mercurialis annua (annual mercury) is the source of this 2133-nucleotide messenger RNA. Its product is annotated as sodium/calcium exchanger NCL. NCBI's taxonomy places the organism in Eukaryota, Viridiplantae, Streptophyta, Magnoliopsida, Malpighiales, Euphorbiaceae. Gene Ontology annotation, biological process: intracellular calcium ion homeostasis; calcium ion transmembrane transport. The coding region runs from base 131 to 1873 and encodes 580 amino acids. Gene Ontology annotation, molecular function: calcium ion binding; calcium:proton antiporter activity. The record is from RefSeq and is a predicted model, not a curated record. Gene Ontology annotation, cellular component: membrane. The transcript has 7 exons.